UCGCGCCACAACGCGAACUAGAAGUGGUAGAACUCUUAUUUAACAUGGUCGACGAGCCGGCCAGUGCUCAGUCGACCGCCGAGAGUAUAUUAGACUUAUUCGCAUUCUCUCUCUCUUUCUCUUUCUCUCGAUAUCCCUCAUCGUCGAUAUCUUUUCAAGCUUCAAGGAGAAAGUAGUCAAAGAGAGAAGGUUACUCAGUGAUCAACAAAAUAAAUCAAUUCGAUGGUGUGUCAAUUAAAAAGAUUUUCUUCCGAAGCAGCAUGAUGAUCGUCUGGACGAUAUCUCUUGGACUUCUUCUUUUGAUCAAAUUCUCUGAUGGAUCUCAAGACUUCAGUUACGAUGGAAAUCAUGGUCCGUCGCACUGGCCCAUCGAUUAUCAGUCCUGUGUUGGGAAACAUCAAUCACCCAUUAACAUAGAGGAACACAAUGUAAAAAACAUCAACCUACCUCCAUUACGUUUUGAAAAAUUGGACCUCCCACGUUCCUCCUUCAUAACGAAUAACGGACAUACAGUGAUGAUCAAGACAAACGAGUCAGAAGCAGCUGUCGUUUCCGGUGGACCUCUUCGUGAUAAUUACAUUUUCGAACAACUUCACUUUCAUUGGGGUGAGAAUGAUUCUGAAGGGUCCGAAGAUUACAUCAAUAAUCAUUCGUUCGCUAUGGAACUCCAUGCUGUCUUCUAUAAACAGAGUUAUAAGUCGAUGACCGAAGCGGUCAACCAUCCGGAUGGACUUGCCGUCUUUGCAUAUUUCUACGAGGCAGCCGAUAAAGAGAAUCCAACAUACAAGCCUAUAGUUGAAGUAUUACCCAAAGUAGAAACAGUUGGUAGCAAGCAUGAACUAAAGGAGCCAUUAUUAUUGGAACAUUUAUUAAUACCAAAUAUGUCAACCAUGCAAAAUUAUUUUACGUAUAAUGGCUCUUUGACAACUCCACCUUGUUCAGAAGUCGUUACGUGGGUCGAUUUUAAAAAUCCUCAAUUAUUAUCGCAUGAUCAGGUAUAUCGAAUUCUUUUCAUAGUUAUUAUUGGUUCUCUUUUCUUUACUUAUUCUUAUACUCUUGAAGGAUUAUAUACUCUUAACGGUACAAGGGUAUUAAAUAGUAUAAAAAUGAGAUUUAAAUUUCAGUUGGCUGCGUUUCGUAAUCUUCGCACAUCCGAUGGUAACAAACUAACGCAUAAUUUCCGACCGGUACAACCUUUAUCCGAUCGACUGGUUUAUCAUAAUGUUUUUAAUAUAGACAACGAUGUACCACUAGAAAAUAAUUUAAACAACAAUGAAGAUGCAGGAGAUAAAUACAACGGUGGACUUUCGAUACGUAGCAGCGCUACUAUGUCGAUUCUCUUUGUUGUUUCAACAGUUUUAGUAACUAUCUAAAGAUAAACAAAUAUGUAUGUCUAGUCAAGCGUGUAAUAAUCGCACUUCUUCGGUUUUACAGAGAAGAUUAUUUUAUAGAAUUACAAUUAUAUAAAUUAUUUUAUUCGGAUGAUUAUCUCGUUGUCAUUAAAAUGCAAUGUGUGAUUUUUGAUAUUUGUUCUAAUAACUCUGACGGUAUAUAUAUAUAUAUUUUUUUUUUUAUAACUUGAACGUUUAUCUAUGCAAUCAAUUGUGCACGCGAUAUGUAUGCUUUUAUGUUUUCAUCAUUUUUAUACACAGCAUCCAUAUUUUGCGGCAAUUACAUUUAUAAAAUAAAAUAAAAUUGCUUCUUUUUAA
Vespula pensylvanica (western yellowjacket) is the source of this 1709-nucleotide messenger RNA. Its product is annotated as carbonic anhydrase 7-like. The transcript has 6 exons. Gene Ontology annotation, cellular component: cytoplasm. The record is from RefSeq and is a predicted model, not a curated record. Gene Ontology annotation, molecular function: carbonate dehydratase activity; zinc ion binding. Bases 261 to 1373 code for a protein of 370 amino acids. Lineage: Eukaryota; Metazoa; Arthropoda; Insecta; Hymenoptera; Vespidae.